AUGUUGCAUUUCAAUCUACCCGAAGAAUACGUGAAUAAAACUGCAAAAUGUGCCCAAGUCGCGUUAUCCUGCAGCAGAGCAUCCCACCAGGCUGCUUUACGAGGCGCCCUCAAGUUGAAUCCGCAGUUAGCGAGUUUAACUCCCAAGGUCCGUGCGUUCGUGGAGCGCAGUGCUUCUCUCUGUGAACCAGAACACGUCCAUAUAUGCGAUGGUUCUGAAGCCGAGGGUAAAGCGUUACUUCAGUUGAUGCAGCAGCAAGGAACUGUUAAACCACUGCCCAAAUACGACAACUGUUGGUUGUCACGCACGGAUCCGGCGGACGUAGCACGCGUUGAGUCUCGUACAUUCAUAUGUUCUGAAAAUGAGAGAGACGUGGUGCCUAUUGCGAGGGCUGGACAGAAAUCAGCUCUUGGAAACUAUAUUAGCCCCGAAGGUUACGAUAAGGCUGUAUCUGAACGAUUUCCGGGCUGUAUGAGAGGUAGGACCAUGUACGUAAUUCCGUUCUCUAUGGGCCCCGUCGGUUCUCCACUAUCCAAGAUCGGUGUUGAAAUCACUGACUCACCAUACGUCGUAUACUCUAUGAGAGUCAUGACCAGAAUGGGUAAUAAAGUGCUAGAAGCUCUUCGAAAAGAUGAGCAGUUUGUUCGUUGUCUCCACGCGGUAGGUCGUAAAGAUGAUGGCCUGGAGACGAGAGGCUGGCCUUGUGAUCCUCAAAGGACCAUUAUUCUGCACCGACCAGCAGACAAUGAGAUCAUCAGCUACGGCAGUGGUUACGGCGGUAACAGUCUUCUUGGAAAGAAAUGUUUCGCUUUAAGACUUGGUUCUGUGUUAGCGCGGCGUGAAGGAUGGUUGGCCGAACAUAUGCUGAUCGUGGGUAUAACAGACCCAAAAGGUCGUAAGCGCUACGUAGCCGCUGCUUUUCCAUCGGCGUGUGGUAAAACCAACCUAGCUAUGAUGACCCCAACCUUGCCUGGGUAUAAGGUGGAGUGUGUGGGAGAUGAUAUUGCCUGGAUGAAGUUUGAUAACAACGGAGUCUUACGAGCUAUCAACCCUGAAAACGGCUUCUUUGGAGUCGCACCAGGAACGUCUUCAUCAACAAAUCCAAUAGCCAUGGAGUCUAUCUUCCGUGACACAGUGUUCACGAACGUAGCGGAGACUGCUGACGGUGGAGUAUGGUGGGAGGGAAUGGGGGAAGCUCCCGAGGCUCUCAUAGACUGGAAGGGACAGCCGUGGGACCCCAGCAAGAAGACCCCGGCCGCGCAUCCUAACUCAAGGUUCUGCACGCCGGCCUCUCAGUGCCCCAUCAUAGACGAUUGUUGGGAGAGUGCUGCUGGAGUGCCGAUAUCAGCUAUUCUCCUAGGAGGUCGUCGUCCGGCGGGUGUGCCUCUCGUGGUAGAAGCCCGGGACUGGCAGCACGGGGUCUUCAUGGGAGCCAGCAUGCGCUCUGAAGCAACCGCUGCUGCUGAACAUGCUGGUAAGGUAGUGAUGCACGACCCAUUCGCUAUGCGUCCGUUCUUCGGUUACAACUUCGGCGACUACCUCCGUCACUGGCUGUCAAUGCCGCAACAAGGACGACACAUGCCCAAAAUAUUCCAUGUCAAUUGGUUCAGAAAGGAUGAUCAGGGUAAAUUCCUUUGGCCUGGCUUCGGCGAGAACUCUCGUGUAUUGGACUGGGUGCUGCGUCGUUGUGAUGACGAGCCCUGCGCCAAAGAAACUCCACUCGGCUACAUACCGACCGAGGACGCGAUACAAACUAACGGACUUGGUUCAGUUGAUAUGAAACAACUGUUCAGCAUUCCUAAAGACUUCUGGCUGCAAGAGGCUGAUGCCAUCGAGAAGUAUUUCAAGGAAGAAGUAGGAGAAGAUCUUCCCAACGAAAUGUGGGAAGAAUUAAAUAAACUGAGGAUUAAUGUACAGAAAUCCUAA
Danaus chrysippus (African queen) is the source of this 1926-nucleotide messenger RNA. NCBI's taxonomy places the organism in Eukaryota, Metazoa, Arthropoda, Insecta, Lepidoptera, Nymphalidae. The record is from the annotation of a GenBank genome assembly.